Molecule: messenger RNA, 2660 nt
Organism: Daldinia decipiens
Lineage: Eukaryota; Fungi; Ascomycota; Sordariomycetes; Xylariales; Hypoxylaceae
Product: protein serine/threonine phosphatase 2C
Exons: 2
Coding region: 473-2389 (638 amino acids)
Biological process (GO): protein dephosphorylation
Molecular function (GO): cation binding; protein serine/threonine phosphatase activity
Source: RefSeq, a predicted model, not a curated record
CGGUCUUGCCAAUCCUACCUCGCAACAUUUCUUCCCCAAAACCUCAAGCCUCAUCCCAUCGAAUCCCAACAAAUAAGCUUGCGUAUAAUAUCUAACAACUCUCCUAUAACAGGCGCUCUCCUCUAUAGGUGUUAUUCCUAACAUCGGCUAAGAACGUUGUCGACGCCUGAGAAAUAAUCCUCGUUCAGGAUUUUGCCAAUUGGUAUCUCAACUUAGUAUUGCUUCUAGCCUCUUUCGAGUCCUGCGUUAUCUUAUUUAGAACCAUUACCACAAGACUAUUACGAAGACUAGGUGGGCAUGCUUAGUGCUUUAUCCCUUGGGCAUCUCUCCACCCCCGGCUUCGGGGCUUCUCGACCAACUCCUACAUCUUCUGAAUCUUCGCGUCUCGAUCCGAUGGGUACAUCACACGCCUCAUAGGCCUCUUUAUAACAAGCAAAAUCCCCGCCCGCUCCGCCAGCAUUUCUACGUCGGGAUGGGACUUAGUCGCGGUCGUCCGAAGCGGUGGUCUCUGAACGAUACCUAUGGCUUCAUCGCAACAUUCUUCGAUACUCAGACGCGGACGUAUGCGCGCCAAGCGGUCGUAAGGUGCACAGCAGCGCAACAGCCUUCUAGCUCGGUACCAGCACCCCAAAGUGCGGACGCCACUUCGUCCCGCGUCGAGUCACGAGCUCUAAAGACGGCGCCUCAUCACAACGUCCGGCGUAGCUUUCACACGUAUUUCGUCACGCACCUCCCGUCCUCCUCGCUACACCCGGACUCUCGUGCCCCAGCUGGACCUCACCACAAGCUACCUCGCUCUGCCGCCGCACCUCACACGGCAGUUUCCGGUGCGGCUCCCGUGUCUCCGCCUCACCUGCCAUCCAACCGCGACUUGACCGUCGUGCGCAUUCCCCUGCGCAGCGCUAAGCACCACUUCGGAGUCGCGAAUUCAAGAGGAUCCAGGCCAUACAACGAAGACACGAAUCAGGCCGGCACCAUCGACAUCCCCGCGUUCGCAAAGCGGGCCCCCAUUAGCCUCGUCCGCAGCACCAUGAACAAGAUGGGAGAAGGAACUUCAGCCGAUAGCCCCUACGGGGAUCCCCAGAUCUUCUACUUUGGCGUUUUCGACGGUCACGGAGGCACCCAGUGCAGUGACUUCCUACGGGAUGAGCUCCACGGAUAUAUCGAGGAGGCAGCCGAAGAGUUCGAGCUACAAAGUAGCCUCCGAACGGCGCGGAAGGGUCAUAGGCCAGAUUCGGAAUCUCUCAGUGCGCCCGCUCCAAUUUUAUCAGACAGCGAAGCUGGCGGACAGAAGAGACUCGACUGGCUGGAUAUCAAGGGUUCAGAGGCCGUGUCAACCAAGGUAGACAUACCAGAAAUAGACGAGCGCGGCGCGAUUCGCGAAGUCGAAAACCCCGAUGCCAUAGAGGGUGUUCAGCCCGUGCCAGACAGAGCAUCGGGAUCAAAGGCCCUACAACUACAGAGCGAACUGGUAAAGGAAUAUAAGAAUACGGUUGGCGGGUAUUUCCGGCGAUUCCACCCCCCUUACUUUCAACUGAAGCGAGAUCCCGAUUCCCCCGAACCACCCGUUAGCGUCGAGUCCGUUCUCACGUACGCUUUUCUCCGUGCAGAUCUCGACUUCAUCGCCGCUCAAGCCCGCAAGCCUGACCCUGACGAUCCCUACGUGGCCGAUACCGCUCUGAAUUUUGACGAGGUGCUGGGGAAGCCACACCACAUGCCACCGUCAGGCCAGGGCAUCGGCGGCCGUACAAGAUUUAAAGGGGGGUCGACAGCUUCGGUCACCCUCAUCUCUACACCGACGCCUGCUCCGUUCUGGCACCCGGCUGCGAGCUCCACCCUAUUAGUCGGGCACGUGGGCGAUACGCGCGUCCUGCUGUGCGAGACUGCUACCGGUUUGUCUCGUCCCUUAACUUCAGAUCAUCACCCAUGCUCUCCAAGCGAGUCGCACCGGCUGCGACGGUUUGCGGCAUCCUUCGUGACGGACUCGUUCGGCGAAGAGCGGAUUCAAGGCCUUGCCAACUCUCGGGCGUUUGGCGACAUGGCAUCCAAGCGUCUAGGCGUCUCAGCCGAGCCGGAGAUCACGCGAACGGAGCUGGGGCCGGCUCAGUACAGCUUCAUCGUCCUCAUGUCCGACGGCGUGUCGGGAACGUUGAGCGAUCAAGAGAUCGUGGACGUGGUAAAGGAAGCGAAGACGCCGGAGCAAGGUGCUAGGGACGUUGUAGCGUAUGCUACCGAAGUCAGCAGAGACGGCGACAACGCGACAUGCCUCGUAGUUAGGCUCGGCGGAUGGGAACGCAGGAGCGAGGGGGGGUUAGGAAGCUUAGGAACCAAGGAGAUUCGGGAUUUUAGGCGUAACGAAGCCAUGGAUCCGCGACGGGGAAUAAGAUAGACGGUGUAUAUCUUGGAGUAUAAGUAAGACCGCUUUUACUCGCGCCUGGACGAGAAAGGUAAACCCGCCUAUCACACCAAGUCGUGCCGAGCGUUAUCCAUGCGAAUUAAUAAGGCCGUGGGCCGCCGCCUGGUUGUAGCGCUUGUUUAGGCUUUAUAGCCGCCUACGUAUUAUUACGUGGAUGUUGCAAUUUUACCUAUUAAUCAAACUCAAGAAUCUGAAACCCUGGGAUUUAAAUGUGCUAAAAGAUUCACGGCAAGUUGAAAUUUAC